AUGAAAACUGAGAUAAAGAAAUUUAUCAAGGAGUAUGAAGUUUGCCAAAGAAAUAAAGUUGAAAAUGUUCACCCAGCUGGGUUGCUUCAUCCCUUGAAAGUUCCUCAAGUAGUUUGGACUGAUAUAUCUAUGGGUUUUGUGGUGGGAUUACCUAUGUCUGAAGGCUACUCAGUUGUUAUGGUGAUUGUUGACAGGCUUUCGAAAUAUGUUCAUUUCUUGCCUUUAAAACAUCCUUUCACAACAGUUAAAGUGGCCUCAGUUUUCUUGGAUCAUGUUUUUAAAUUACAUGGCAUGCCAAAAUCCAUUAUAUCAGAUCGUGGCUCUACCUUCCUCAGUUCCUUUUGGAAGGAGUUCUUCAAGUUACAAGGUGUGAAUCUUCUGGCUUAUUCUUCAGCAUACCAUCCUCAAAGUGAUGGUCAAACUGAGGCUGUAAACAAGUGUUUAGAGCAAUUUUUAAGGUUCUUUUCAGUUUAUGGUGUCCCACCUACUCCACUUCGAGACUAUGUUCCAGGUCUCUCAUCUAAUCAUGUUGUGGAAGAAUUGUUGAAGUCUCAUGAACAUAUAUUAGACAUUUUGAAGACUAAUAUGUUGUUGGCACAAAAGAGAAUGAAAUUUCAGUAUGAUAAACAACAUACUGAGAGGACUUUUGCAGUGCGGGAUUGGGUGGCUUAUUGCCUUGAGUUACCUCCACAAUCACAAUUACAUCUUGUUUUCCACGUCUCUUGUUUAAAGAAGAAGGUUGGACAACAUAUUUCUCCUUUGACAACAUUGCCUCCAGUGAAUGUUCAAGGAGAAAUUGCACCUGAGCCUCAAAAUAUUCUACAGCACCUUAGCAGGAAGGUGAACAACAGAGCAAUGGUAGAAGUUUUAGUUCAAUGGGUAGGAACUGAUGCUGACCAAGCUACGUGGGAACCUUAUUGGCAACUAAGGCACUUCCCUCACCUUGUGGGCAAGGUGCUUUGA
Molecule: messenger RNA, 963 nt
Organism: Juglans regia (Persian walnut)
Lineage: Eukaryota; Viridiplantae; Streptophyta; Magnoliopsida; Fagales; Juglandaceae
Exons: 3
Coding region: 1-963 (320 amino acids)
Biological process (GO): DNA integration
Molecular function (GO): nucleic acid binding
Source: RefSeq, a predicted model, not a curated record